Messenger RNA from Solanum pennellii, 804 nucleotides. RefSeq lists its product as uncharacterized. The transcript is spliced from 2 exons. NCBI's taxonomy places the organism in Eukaryota, Viridiplantae, Streptophyta, Magnoliopsida, Solanales, Solanaceae. The coding region runs from base 1 to 804 and encodes 267 amino acids. The record is from RefSeq and is a predicted model, not a curated record. Gene Ontology annotation, molecular function: nucleic acid binding; zinc ion binding.
AUGAAAGCUAUGAUUUUCCUUCGCCAUCAUCUUGAUGAAAGCCUGAAGGUUGAAUACCUAACAGUUAAAGAUCCACUUGAAUUAUGGAUAGGUUUGAAAGGGAGGUAUGACCACCUCAAGACAACGGUAUUGCCAAGGGCUCGUUAUGAGUGGAUGCACUUACGGUUUCAAGAUUAUAAAACUGUAAUUGAGUAUAACUCUGCUCAAUAUCGUGAAAAAGGUUUUCAGAAAUACUCUGAAAUGAUCUCAUGUCUUCUGGUGGCUGAGCAACAUAAUGAUCUUUUGAUGAAAAAUCAUGAAGCCCGUCCCGCUGGAAGUGCUCCAUUACCGGAGGCACACACGGUUGAUGCACACGGCCAGUCUGAAAUAAGACAAAAUAAUCGGGGCCAUGACAAUAUGCGCGGGCGUGACAAAGGCAAAAGACGAUAUAGUAAUCGUCGAGGUGGUGGUCAUAACAAAAGGGAGAACAAUAUAGGUUCUCAGAAUAAUCCUUCUAAAGGAAAGGGCGAUCACUGUCAUCAUUGUGGGCUUAAAGGUCAUUGGAAAAAUAAAUGUCGGGCACCUGAGCAUUUUGUCAGGUUGUAUCAAAAUUCCUUUAAAAGGAAAGGAAAUAAAGGUAGCGCCUCCUCUUCUAAAGCCCGAAUAGAGUCACAUUUGACUCUCAAAGAUGAUAUUCAGGCAGGAUCUUCUCAAAAAUAUAAUGAGAAUGUUGAGGCAAACUUAGCAUUGAAAGAUGAUACUUUUGAUGGGCUCGAUGAUAUUACUCAUCUGGAAGGUGAGGACUUCUUUGGGGAUCGCAACUGA